UGUUGAGGAGGCUAAUCCCACGGUAGUUGGCGCAGAUUGUGGGGUCUCCUUUUUUAUGGAUUGGGCAUAGCACACUUAAAUUCCAAUCGUUGGGCAUGCUCUCAUCCGACCAUAUUUUGCAAAGAAGCUGAUGCAUGCUCCUUAUCAGUUCUUCGCCGCCGUGUUUGAAUAGCUCGGCCGGCAAUCCGUCUGCCCCUGCCGCUUUGUUGUUCUUCAGGCGGGCAACUGCUAUUCGAACUUCGUUUAUGGUAUCACCUUUAAUAUUAUUUACUGUGUCAGUUAAUUCCGUUAUUGUUUUAAAAAUUUCUGAAUUUGUUGUGAAUUGUUUAUUGUUAUUUAUUACUAGUUCGUCCAAUUUGUCAUUGAUUUUACAAAAUCAUCAUGGUCUGGUGUUCCAGCUAUCCAUUUCCAAAUUGGUUACACCAUAAAGGUAAUUUCGUAGAUUUUUUAGUGCCCAAGCAAUGGCAUAAAAUUCUUUUAGUUGCAAACUGUCUUUCUGUUUUAUUAAGAGUUGCGAUAGUACCGCACCCAUUGCAACGUUAGAAGCAUCGGUAAGUUAUACAAAUGUUUUUGAGUAGUCAGGCUGUAUCAACUCAAUUUCUGAAGAAAACAGUUUUUCUUUUUUUAAUUUAUUCAAUGCAGAUAUUCCUUCCUCAUCUAGAGUUGUUUCAAAUUUUCUGAUUUAUUUUUGGAAAUCCCACAGUUUUUUCCUGGUAGGUAUUUUGUCAAAGGUUUGGCCAUCGCAGUAUAGUCUUUAACAAACUUAAUCCUGCAAGUCCCAACAAUCCUCUUAAUGCUCGCAAACUUUUUGGUAAUGGAUAGUUUAAGAUUAAUUUUAUUUUAUUUGGGCCUAUUUUGCUGACAUUUGGAGCUAUUAUACAACCCAAAAACUCUAUUUCUUGCGCGAAAAAUUUUGAUUUUUCUAAUAAAUUUUUUUCGUUUUUUCGGACUAAGCUACCAACGAACAAAAUCCAUGGAUAAAUAGGAAAGUUGUACAUGAUCAAAUAAAUAUUUCCAAGUCGCGCAAAGUCAAUGUAUACGUAUAUGCGUAUGUAGUGUGCAAAGUAGGGGUGGGAUAUCUAGCUAUGCGCUGUUUCUGUCAAAGUCAAUUUUCAUGUCGUUUUUAGUUUUUAUAAACUCAUUUAUUUAUAUGUUAGUAAUAUAUAUUAAAACAAUGUGUUGUUUUUGUCUUAAGUUGAUGUUCUUACAUUAUAGUCGGAAUGAUUAUGUGUUUUGUUUUGUCGUUUAUUUAGUUAAGGAUCGCUUUCUCUUAUGAGAAACCAACAGUAGUCACCCAUGAUAGCGACGUCCCAGAAACCUUGGUAUCGAUUCUCAAUUAAUUUCAUUUGCUGGUGAAACCUUUCGCCAUGCUCGUCACUUUCGUCUCCCAGAUUUGCCGGAAAAAAUUUUAAAUGGGAAUGCAGAAAAUUAAUUUUUAAAGACAUAUUUACGAUCCGGUUAUGUUCUGUUACAUAUGCGGUGAAUAUACUCUUGUACGGCAUCGGAUGCAGUUUAGAGAUUCGAUCCAAUCUAUAUAUUCAAAAUAUUUUGGUAUUGAGCCUAAAAAUAUUGAUAAACCAUGGACUCCGAAUAUUUUGUGUUCCUUGUGUCGAAUAAUAUUGGUUCAAUGGCAAUCAGGAUCAACAAAGCGAUACAUGAAAUUUAAUGUACCAAUGAUAUGGCGAGAAUAUACAUGCCACUCAGAAGAUUGUUAUAUUUGUAUGACAAAAGUACUUGGCUUUGGAAAAUCAGGAAAAGUGAUUUAUGCUAACGUACCUACCGUUUCAUUACCAGUUCCACAUUCAGCUGAAGUUGCGUAUCCAGUUUCGUUGUCAACAGCAGUAUCUGAAAGAUCAUCUGAAUAUGGGAAAUCAAGUUGUAAUGAAUUUUUAAUGGAAAACGAGAGAAACGUUCUAUCACAAGCGCAACUAAACUAUUGGAUUAGAGAUUUGGUAUUAUCCAAGGAAAAAACUGAGCUACAUGCCUCUCGUAUGCAACAAUUUCAAUUCGUGUCACCCCAUGUUAAGGUGACAUAUUAUAGAAAUCGUCACGAACCAUUUGCCAAACACUAUACGAAGGAAGACAAUGUAUGCUAUUGCAAAGACAUUCCAGGAUUAUUCAAAGAGUUUGGUCAACCAUAUGAUUCCGAGGAGUGUCGAUUGUUCAUAGACAGCAAUAAACUGAGCUUGAAGGCCGUAUUAAUGCAUAAUAGCAACAAAAAGCCCUCGAUCCCGAUCGCGCAUGCAGUAAACACGAAGGAAACAUACGAGGUAAUGGAGAAAUUGUUAAAAUUCAGCAAAUAUGAAGAGCAUGAUUGGAAAAUAUGUGCCGAUCUUACAGUCGUUGGAAUGUUAUGCGGUCUACAAAGUGGCUACACAAAACACUGCUGAUUUCUCUGCAAAUGGGAUAGCCGAGCUCGUAAAGACCACUAUUACAUUAAGGAUUGGCCGGAAAGAGCUGAAUUUACAAUUGGUGUGGAUAAUAUCAGAUACGUCCCACUUGUAAAGAAGGAAAAAAUCAUUCUUACGCCAUUGCUCAUAAAGCUCGGCCUCAUUAAAAAUUUUGUUAAGGCGUUGGACAAAGAAGGCAAAGCAUUCAAUUAUUUGCAAAUUUUUUCCCCAAAUAUUCUCCAGGCCAAGAUAAAAGAAGGUAUAUUUGUUGGACCCCAAAUAAAAAAGUUGAUGAAUAAUGACCAAUUCAAAGGACUAUUGUCACCAGUUGAGGCAGCAGCGUGGGAUUCCUUCGAAAUGGUCGUUUCUUCUUUUCUCGGUAAACACAAAAGUCCAAACUACGAGAAGAUAGUGAGCGACUUAAUCAAAAAUUAUGCAGAAAUGGGUGAUUAUUCAAAACUUAUUUAAUUGAAUUAUAUAAAAUUUUAUAAUUUACUUAUUUACAUUUUCUUCUUUCUCCAGGCGUAAAUAUGUCUUCAAAAAUUCAUUUUCUGCAUUCCCAUUUUAGUUUUUUUCCGGCAAAUCUGGGAGACGAAAGUGACGAGCAUGGCGAAAGGUUUCACCAGCAAAUGAAAUUAAUUGAGAAUCGAUACCAAGGUUUCUGGGACGUCGCUAUCAUGGGUGACUACUGUUGGUUUCUCAUAAGAGAAACCGAUCCUAAACUAAAUAAACGACAAAACAAAACACAUAAUCAUUCCGACUAUAAUGUAAGAACAUCAACUUAAGACAAAAACAACACAUUGUUUUAAUAUAUAUUACUAAUAUAUAAAUAAAUGAGUUUAUAAAAACUAAA
Bactrocera dorsalis (oriental fruit fly) is the source of this 3243-nucleotide messenger RNA. RefSeq lists its product as uncharacterized. Bases 1461 to 2390 code for a protein of 309 amino acids. The transcript has 2 exons. Lineage: Eukaryota; Metazoa; Arthropoda; Insecta; Diptera; Tephritidae. The record is from RefSeq and is a predicted model, not a curated record.